CCCACCUGGCCUCUGGACCUCUGUAAGAUUUAGAGGAAAGAAGCAGUUUUCAGAGCGACCGCUUCAGCCAGCACCAUCUCCUGUCCUCCUCUGUAGAAGCGCAUCGGCCAUGUAUUCCAAUGGGCUAGGGAGCGCGGCUGCUGGAGACAGGAAGGUACGUCUCCUCUCCCUGCUACUCAUUGGUGCCUGGGGUUGUGUGAUCUGUGAUGGAAACUCUGUGGAUGACAUCUGCAUAGCGAAGCCCCGGGACAUCCCUGUGAAUCCCAUGUGCAUUUACCGCCCUCCAAACAAGAAGGCCACUGACGAGGAUGGCCAAGAGCAGAAGAUACCAGAGGCCACCAACCGCCGGGUCUGGGAACUGUCCAAGGCCAACUCUCGAUUUGCCACCACCUUCUAUCAGCACCUGGCAGACUCCAAGAAUGACAAUGACAACAUUUUCUUGUCGCCCUUGAGCAUCUCCACGGCUUUUGCUAUGACCAAGCUGGGUGCCUGUAAUGACACCCUCAAGCAGCUGAUGGAGGUUUUUAAGUUUGAUACCAUCUCAGAGAAAACAUCCGAUCAGAUCCACUUCUUCUUUGCCAAACUGAACUGCCGACUCUAUCGAAAAGCCAACAAGUCCUCCAACUUGGUAGCAGCGAAUCGCCUUUUUGGAGACAAAUCCCUUACCUUCAACGAGACCUAUCAGGACAUUAGUGAGAUUGUCUAUGGAGCCAAGCUCCAGCCCCUGGACUUCAAGGAAAAUGCAGAGCAAUCCCGAGUGAGCAUCAACGACUGGGUAGCUAAUAAGACUGAAGGCCGCAUCAAAGACGUCAUCCCCCAGGGAGCCAUCAACGAGCUCACAGCCCUGGUGUUGGUUAAUACCAUUUACUUCAAGGGCCUGUGGAAGUCAAAGUUUAGCCCUGAGAACACAAGGAGGGAGAUGUUCUACAAGGCUGAUGAGCAGACAUGCCCAGUGUCUAUGAUGUACCAGGAAGGCAAAUUCAAAUACCGGCGUGUAGCAGAAGGCACCCAGGUGCUGGAGCUGCCCUUCAAGGGCGAUGAUAUCACCAUGGUGCUCAUCCUGCCCAAGCCUGAGAAGAGCCUGGCCAAGGUGGAGCGGGAACUCUCCCCAGAGCUGCUCCAGGAAUGGCUAGACGAGCUGACGGAGACCAUGCUUGUGGUCCAUAUGCCUCGCUUCCGCACUGAGGAUAGCUUCAGUCUAAAGGAGCAGCUGCAAGACAUGGGCCUUGUGGAUCUGUUCAACCCUGAGAAGUCCCAACUCCCAGGGAUUGUUGCAGACGGCAGGAAUGACCUGUAUGUCUCUGAUGCAUUCCACAAAGCGUUUCUUGAGGUGAAUGAGGAAGGCAGCGAAGCAGCAGCGAGCACUGCAGUCGUGAUUGCUGGCCGUUCACUGAACCCAAGCAGGGUGACCUUCAAGGCCAACAGGCCCUUCCUGGUCCUUAUCAGGGAAGUUGCUCUGAACACUAUUCUGUUCAUGGGGAGAGUGGCUAACCCUUGUGUGAGCGAAAACAGUCUUUGACCUUUUCCUUUUGCUGUUUGUGACCAGAAGUAAAAAUAAAUAUGGCUGCCACCUCA
This is a messenger RNA of Microtus oregoni (creeping vole), 1575 nucleotides long. It is a transcript of the gene Serpinc1, whose product is annotated as serpin family C member 1. The coding region runs from base 110 to 1519 and encodes 469 amino acids. Gene Ontology annotation, molecular function: serine-type endopeptidase inhibitor activity. Gene Ontology annotation, biological process: regulation of blood coagulation. The record is from RefSeq and is a predicted model, not a curated record. Lineage: Eukaryota; Metazoa; Chordata; Mammalia; Rodentia; Cricetidae. The transcript is spliced from 7 exons.